Messenger RNA from Chaetomium globosum CBS 148.51, 2739 nucleotides. Its product is annotated as ribonucleoside-diphosphate reductase large chain. Gene Ontology annotation, molecular function: ATP binding; ribonucleoside-diphosphate reductase activity, thioredoxin disulfide as acceptor. NCBI's taxonomy places the organism in Eukaryota, Fungi, Ascomycota, Sordariomycetes, Sordariales, Chaetomiaceae. The coding region runs from base 1 to 2739 and encodes 912 amino acids. Gene Ontology annotation, cellular component: ribonucleoside-diphosphate reductase complex. The transcript is spliced from 4 exons. Gene Ontology annotation, biological process: DNA replication; deoxyribonucleotide biosynthetic process. The record is from RefSeq and is a predicted model, not a curated record.
AUGUAUGUCAGAAAGCGCGACGGGCGUCAGGAACGUGUCCAGUUCGACAAGAUCACAGCACGUGUCUCAAGGCUCUGCUAUGGCCUUGAUGUCGACCAUGUCGACCCUGUUGCCAUUACCCAGAAGGUCAUCUCGGGCGUGUAUGGUGGUGUCACAACUGCCCAACUCGAUGAUCUUGCUGCUGAGACUGCUGCGUACAUGACAGUCACCCACCCCGACUACGCUAUCCUGGCCGCCCGUAUUGCCGUUUCCAACCUCCACAAGCAGACAAAAAAGCAAUGGUCUGCCGUUGUGAGCGACCUCUACCACUAUGUGAAUCCCAAGAAUGAGCGGGCAUCUCCAAUGAUUGCCAAAGAGACAUACGAGUGUGUCAUGCGGCACAAGGAGGAGCUUGACUCGGCCAUUGUCUAUGACCGGGACUUCAACUACCAGUACUUCGGCUUCAAGACCCUAGAGCGAUCAUACCUACUGAAGCUCAACGGCAAAAUCGUUGAGCGGCCACAGCACAUGAUCAUGCGUGUUGCCGUCGGCAUCUGGGGAGACAAUGUGGAGCGUGUCAUCGAGACAUACAACCUCAUGUCCAGCAAGUUCUUCACACAUGCUUCUCCCACCCUUUUCAACGCUGGUACCCCUCAGGCCCAGCUGUCAUCUUGCUUCCUGGUCGAUAUGAAGGACGACAGCAUUGAGGGCAUCUACGACAGUCUUAAGACUUGCGCCAUGAUUUCCAAGAUGGCGGGUGGUAUUGGUCUCAACAUCCACCGCAUCCGUGCCACUGGAUCCUACAUUGCCGGCACCAACGGCACUUCCAAUGGCAUCAUCCCCAUGCUCCGUGUCUUCAACAACACCGCCCGCUAUGUUGACCAGGGUGGAAACAAGCGUCCCGGUGCCUUUGCCAUCUACCUUGAGCCUUGGCACGCCGAUGUCUUCGAGUUCCUCGACCUCCGCAAGAACCACGGCAAGGAGGAAGUUCGCGCUCGCGAUCUCUUCCUGGCCCUCUGGAUUCCCGACCUCUUCAUGAAGCGUGUCGAGAAGAACGGAGAGUGGACGCUGAUGUGCCCCAACGAGUGCCCUGGCCUUGCCGAUUGCUAUGGCGACGAGUUCGAAGCCCUGUAUGAGAAGUAUGAGAAGGCCGGCCGCGGUCGUAAGACUAUCAAGGCCCAAAAGCUCUGGUAUGCCAUCCUCGAGGCUCAGACCGAGACCGGCAACCCCUUCAUGCUCUACAAGGAUCACUGCAACCGCAAGAGCAACCAGAAGAACCUCGGUACCAUUCGCAGCUCCAACCUGUGCACUGAGAUCAUCGAGUACUCGGCGCCCGAUGAGGUUGCUGUCUGCAACUUGGCCUCGUUGGCCCUACCCCAGUUUGUCGACUACAACCAGGGUGUCUAUGACUUCCAGAAGCUGCACGAAGUCGCCCAAGUCGUGGUCCGCAACCUGAACAAGAUCAUCGAUGUCAACCACUACCCGGUCCAGGAGGCGUACAACAGCAACAUGCGCCACCGCCCCAUCGGUGUCGGUGUUCAGGGUCUGGCCGAUGCUUUCCUGGCGCUGCGCAUGCCUUUCGAGUCUCCCGAGGCUCGUGAGCUGAACAAGCAAAUCUUCGAGACCAUUUACCACGCGGCCCUGACCGCCUCGUGCGAUCUGGCAAAGGAGCAAGGCACAUACUCGACCUAUGAAGGGUCUCCUGUGUCCCAGGGCAUUCUCCAGUACGACAUGUGGAACGUCACACCGACCGGCCUCUGGGACUGGGACGCUCUCAAGGCCAAGAUCAAGGAGCAUGGUGUCCGGAACAGCUUGCUCCUCGCGCCCAUGCCGACCGCCUCGACGUCGCAAAUUCUGGGUAACAACGAGUGCUUCGAGCCCUACACGUCCAACAUCUACCAGCGUCGUGUGCUAGCUGGUGAGUUCCAGGUUGUCAAUCCCUGGCUCUUGAAGGACCUUGUCGAUAUGGGCCUCUGGUCCGACAACAUGAAGAACCGCAUCAUCGCCGAUGGUGGUUCGAUCCAGAACAUCCCCAACAUCCCGACCGAUAUCAAGGCUCUCUACAAGACUGUUUGGGAAAUCUCCCAGCGCACUGUCGUUCAGAUGGCUGCCGAUCGUGGUGCCUUCAUCGAUCAAUCCCAGUCGCUCAACAUCCACAUGCGUGAGCCGAGUAUGGGCAAGAUCACCAGCAUGCACUUCACCGGCUGGAAGCUGGGUCUCAAGACGGGCAUGUACUACCUCCGCACCCAGGCUGCCGCCCAGCCCAUUCAGUUCACCGUCGACCAAGAGGCGCUCCGCGUCCAGGACACCAACGUCAGCAAGGGAGUGUCGGGUCUGAAGAAGCGCGCCCCCCCGGCGGGCAGCUACAUGUCGUCACCCUCGGCGGUGCCACGCCCCAUGGCGUUUGUCAAUAAGGAAAGCACGCCCAAGAGCAAUGGUACCAACGGCGUUACUACUCCCACCACGCCGCCUCCCAUGGCCCCGACCGUCAAUGACGUCAAGGCUCGCAUCCUCGCUUCGCCGUCAAAGCCGCCUGCUUUCAAGGCCGACGUCGACGAGGGUGAGAGCCCCAAGACUCUGCCUACCGAGCCGACGGAGAAGCCUAAGCCGGAGGACAUUGGGUCGCCGGUGCUCGCUUCCAAGAAGGACGCCGAAGACAAGGAGGACGAGAGCAAGGAGCGGGAGCUGGAUAUCUACUCUGAGGCCGUUAUUGCUUGCAGCAUUGAGAACCCGGAGGAGUGUGUUAUGUGCAGUGGUUGA